CUUCAAACAACACCUCUCAGUUAACGGCCAUGCUUCAAGAUGUCACUACUGUCAGAGGCUAACGCCAUCUUAGAAGGUGAUCAAAACAAAUAAGCUCAACAUCAUGUCUUUGUUCAGUUGUUGAAUUUCUGGGAGAGGUGGUGGCAUCCUCCCAUAAGAGCUUCCAUUAGACACCUGACCCUGACAGCAGGCCUAAAUCCCCUUGCAGACACACCUGUGGAGGGCUGUAUAAAAGCUCAGGUGAGAUGGGUCUCACACACCGAGCCCCAGUGAAGGAGCCGUCUACAGCAUCUCCACACACUAAAGCAACAUGGACCUCAGAGCCUCCAUCUCCCUUCUUGUGCUGCUGCUUGGCCUGUCCAAGGCUCUGCCUGACAGUGAUGAAAAUGAAAAUUUUCUAGAGGAGUCUGACAGUGUGGACUUAACUACACAGAUUCUGUCAACCAAUAAUGCCUCCAGUGAGCUUCUAGUGGAAGGAGAUCUUGUUGUGCCAAGAACCAGGAAUGCUAUGGCUUGCUGGAACAACCAAUGCUUAUGGAAGAAGUCUUCUAAUGGAAAAGUUGAAGUCCCCUACACAGUCAACUCUCAGUUUUCAUCCUCUGAUAAGAGUAAAAUUCAAAAUGCCAUGGCAACCUUCAACAGAAAAACCUGUGUACAGUUUGUUGCUCGCUCAACUCAGAGGGACUACAUCAGCAUUGAGAACAGAGAUGGGUGCUUCUCCAGCCUUGGGAGGACAGGAGGCAAACAGGUGGUCUCCCUCCAAAAGAGAGGUUGUGUUUACCACGGCAUCAUCCAGCAUGAACUCAACCAUGCUCUGGGCUUCUACCAUGAGCAAACCAGGAGUGACAGAGACCAGUAUGUGAAAAUCAACUGGAAUUACAUCAACUCACGAAUGACUUACAACUUCAAGAAACAACGCACCAACAACCUGAACACUCCAUAUGACUACUCUUCUGUGAUGCAUUAUGGGAGAACUGCUUUCACGGUCCAGAAUGGAAAGGAGACAAUCACUCCAAUUCCAAACCCAAAUGUGCGAAUUGGACAGAGACAGGGAAUGUCCACCACUGACAUCCUGAGGGUCAACAAACUCUAUGGAUGCUAACCAAACCCAAACUGAUGCUGUCCCAGUCUGGUACCACCACAUGACGUCUUGAUCACAGAACACAAUGUGACAGAUGAAUAUGUAUAUGUCUUGUGAGCAUCACUACUGUCAUAUUGAUA
Clupea harengus (Atlantic herring) is the source of this 1221-nucleotide messenger RNA. Its product is annotated as hatching enzyme 1.2-like. The record is from RefSeq and is a predicted model, not a curated record. The coding region runs from base 311 to 1102 and encodes 263 amino acids. The transcript has 8 exons. Gene Ontology annotation, molecular function: zinc ion binding; metalloendopeptidase activity. Gene Ontology annotation, biological process: proteolysis. NCBI's taxonomy places the organism in Eukaryota, Metazoa, Chordata, Actinopteri, Clupeiformes, Clupeidae.